UUGUCAGAAGUUACAGUGUUUAUCAUUUGUUUCAUAAAGUGAUUUUUGUGAUACCAGUAAAACUUUGGUAUUAAAAUUUCCUUAUCAGUAACCAGUACAAGUUAUGUCAACAACUCAACAUUGUACAGAUAAAUAGAAUUGUCCUAUAUUUAUUGUCGUAUUGCCCUGUAACUGAUAACAAGGUUACAGUUUCUGCUAAUUUGACAAAAUUUUGUAGCAGAUGGAGGGAAUUGAUUUUUCCUGUUAUUAAUUGACCAAUAUAAAUACUGUUGUUGAGGGAUAUCGUGUCUUGCACAACAGAGGAUAAAAGCAAUUUAACCUGUGAAUGGUUUGUGUAGUAGAUGUUAGCAGAUGACAACACCAGAGGGUAAUAAGUUAUGGGGUGGCAGGUUUACAGGGGCCACGGACCCUGUAAUGGAGAGAUACAACCAGUCAUUACCUUACGAUAAACGCAUGUGGCGUGAAGAUGUUGAGGGUAGUAAGGCGUACGCUAGAUGUAUACACAGAGCAGGUCUACUCACAGAAGGCGAGAUGGUGGAUAUAGUUAAAGGUUUAGAUAAGGUAGGUGAAGAAUGGUCAUCAGGAGUGUUUGUAGUACAGAAAGGAGAUGAAGAUAUCCAUACAGCCAAUGAGAGGAGACUGAAGGAGUUGAUAGGUGAUGUAGCGGGGAAGUUACAUACAGGACGCAGCAGAAAUGAUCAAGUUGCUGUUGAUAUGAGAUUGUGGUUUAGAAAUGCUGCGAGUUCUCUUAAAUCUCGUCUUGUUGAUCUCAUGAGAGUGAUGGUACAAAGAGCUGAAAGUGAAGUAAAAGUUUUAAUGCCAGGUUAUACCCACUUACAGAGAGCCCAACCAAUUAGAUGGAGUCAUUGGAUCAUGAGUUACGUGUGGAUGCUAAGAAGGGAUUAUGAGAGACUGGUCCAGCUUUCCGAUCGUUCAAACAUCAGUCCACUAGGAAGUGGUGCUAUUGCUGGAAAUCCAUUCAAUAUUGACAGAGUUACCCUAGCAACUGAUCUGAAGUUUUCUAGUGUAACAGACAACAGCUUGGAUGCUGUCAGUGAUCGAGAUUUUAUAGUUGAGUUUUUGUCUUGGGCAAGUUUAAUGAGCAUACAUCUAAGCAGAUGGGCAGAAGAUUUGAUACUGUAUUCCAGUAAAGAGUUUGGCUUUGUUACUCUUUCAGAUGCAUACAGUACUGGAAGCAGUCUAAUGCCGCAGAAGAAAAACUCAGACAGUCUGGAAUUGAUCCGUGGUAAAUCUGGAACAAUAUUUGGCAGGUGCUGUGGUUUCAUGAUGACUUUGAAAGGUAUUCCGAGCACAUACAACAAAGAUUUACAGGAGGAUAAAGAAGCCAUGUUUGAUGUCUAUGACACACUGGAAGGAACACUACAGGUAGCAACUGGAGUCAUCACCACACUUAAGAUUCAUGAGGAAGCUAUGAGAGCAGCACUCAGUCCGGACAUGUUGGCCACAGAUCUGGCAUAUUACCUGGUUAGAAAAGGGGUACCAUUUCGUACAGCACAUGGUCUUUCAGGAGGGUGUGUGGCACUUGCUGAAACUAAACGCUGCACUAUUGAUAAGCUAACAUUGGAGGAUUUUAAAACUGUUAGUUGCAUGUUUGAGAAGGACGUAUUAGAGAUCUGGAAUUAUGAGACAUCAGUGAGUCAGUACAAGGCCUACGGAGGAACAGCACUGAGCAGUGUGCAGGAACAGAUACAUAACAUGCUCAACUGGCUGAGUGAACUGAGAAUCUAAAAUACAUAUGCUCAACUGGUUGAGUGAACUGAGAAUCUAAAAUACAUAAUAUGCUCAACUGGUUGAGUGAACUGAGAAUCUAAAGUACAUAAUAUGCUCAACUGGUUGAGUGAACUGAGAAUCUAAAAUACAUAUGCUCAACUGGCUGAGUGAACUGAGAAUCUAAAAUACAUAAUAUGCUCAACUGGUUGAGUGAACUGAGAAUCUAAAGUACAUAAUAUGCUCAACUGGUUGAGUGAACUGAGAAUCUAAAGUACAUAUAAUGCUCAACUGGUUGAGUGAACUGAGAAUCUAAAGUACAUAAUAUGCUCAACUGGUUGAGUGAACUGAGAAUCUAAAAUACAUAAUAUGCUCAAUUGGUUGAGUGAACUGAGAAUCUAAUAUGCUCAACUGGUUGAGUGAACUGAGAAUCUAAAGUACAUAAUAUGCUCAACUGGUUGAGUGAACUGAGAAUCUAAAAUACAUAAUAUGCUCAACUGGUUGAGUGAACUGAAAAUCUGAAAUACAUAAUAUGCUCAACUGGUUGAGUGAACUUAAAAUCUGAAAGACAUAAUAUGCUCAACUGAGAAUCUAAAAUCGGCUUGUUCUAUACUUCUCAUAAAUGAUGGAUUACAUUGUUCAUACACGAAUGAAUGAGAUAUUGAUUGCAAAGGA
This is a messenger RNA of Mercenaria mercenaria, 2403 nucleotides long. Its product is annotated as argininosuccinate lyase-like. Gene Ontology annotation, cellular component: cytosol. The transcript is spliced from 15 exons. The record is from RefSeq and is a predicted model, not a curated record. The coding region runs from base 352 to 1749 and encodes 465 amino acids. Gene Ontology annotation, molecular function: argininosuccinate lyase activity. NCBI's taxonomy places the organism in Eukaryota, Metazoa, Mollusca, Bivalvia, Venerida, Veneridae.